UUAGAAUGACUGGUUUCAUGAAGGGGCUCUACUCAGAUGCUGAGAUGAAAUCUGAUAAUGUUAAGGAUAAAGAUGCAAAAAUUAGCUUCCUUCAGAAAACCAUAGAUGUUGUCAUAAUGGUUUCAGGAGAACCAUUAUCUGUGAAACCAGCACGGAUUGUGGCAGGACACGAACCAGAAAGAACGAAUGAGCUCCUCCAGGCAAUUGGAAAAUGCUGUCUCAAUAAGCUCUCAAGUGAUGAUGCUGUGAAAAGAGUUCUUGCUGGAGAGAAGGGAGACACGAAGGGAAAAUCUCCGCUAACUUCAAAGUCCCAAGAACUGGAUAAUAAGGAAUUUAAGGAAGAAGAUCCCAGGACUCAUAAAGAGAAAGAAGAUAGAAGGAACUCUGAAAUCAAAGACAGAAGCACAAGCCGAGAACGCAAAGUGAAAGAAGAAUCCAAAGAUGAAGAAAGCAAAGCAAGAGAUAAGGACAGAGAGCGAGAGAAGAGCAAGGAUGGUGACCGGGAGAGGCACAAAGAUCUUGAGCGGGACAAAGGCAAAGACUUGGAGAGAGACAGAAAUAAGAACAGAGUCAAGCAGGAGCGAGAGAGAGAGAAGAGCAGAGACAAAGACAGAGGCAACAAGGACCGAGAGUUAGAGCGGGACAAGGAGAGGAAGAGUGAAGGAGGGAAGGAAAAGGAACGCUUGAAAGAGAGGGACCGAGAGAGAGAAAGAGAGAAGGAGCGAGAGAGAGCAAAGGACAAGGAUCGGGAGAAACGCAAAGACAGGACGAAAGACGGGGAGCACUCAAGGGAACAUGAGAAGGACAAGAUCAAGGAGCAGGAGAGACUAGAAAAAAAGUCCACAGGCACAGUGGAGAACUUAUCCAAAAAAUUCUCAGAGUCACCUGUGAAAGACACCAAACUUGAGAUGGACAAAGAGAGCGACAUCACCAACCGAGUGUCUAGGUCGCUGACAUCAAAAGGCUCAAGAUGGCGAUCCAAAAACUCAGCCGAAGGAAGAAAGGAAGCUAAUAAUAAUUCAGCUAGUGUUUCAGACGGAAGCCCAGCUGGUGUGUGGCAUGAAAACACUGAGCCAGAACCAGCAGCCAAGUUAAAAGGUGACUCCACUAGCGAUGCAGAAGGAGAAGUUGGAGUCGUUUCCCAGGAGAAGCCGGUGAUGCCAGAGAAUAUGGAAAUGUCCAGCGAACUCGCAGCUGGGAUCCCUCAGAGAAGAAUGCCUCGCCCUGGCAGCGCCCGGCCAGCCCCGCCUCGAAUCAAGCGACAGGACAGCGCCGAAGUCUUGGUUCCCGAGAGGACGGGGAGUGGUAAAAUGGUCUCCAAUGUGAUUAUUGAUACCCAGAAUUCCGAUGAUGAAGAAGACAGCCAGUUUGUGGUAGAGGCAGCCCCCCAGCUCUCUGAGAUGCCAGAAAUGGAAACGGCACCAGCGGUCGAAUUAGAAGAAGAUGAGAAGCAUGGUGGACUCGUAAAAAAAAUCUUAGAGACCAAGAAAGAUUAUGAGAAACUUCAACAGGUCCCAAAGCCUACUGAGAAGGAGAGGCCACUUCUGUUGGAAGCAGCCUGGAAGAAGGAGAAGGACAUCGUGUCCAAGGAGAUUGAGAAGCUGCGGACGUCUAUUCAGACGCUCUGUAGGAGCGCCCUCCCCCUGGGGAAGAUCAUGGACUACAUCCAGGAGGACAUGGACGCCAUGCAGAAUGAGCUCCAGGUGUGGCACUCAGAGAACAAGCAGCAUGCCGAGGCCCUGCAGAAAGAGCAGAGCAUCACAGACUGUGCGGUGGAGCCUCUCAAGGCAGAGCUAGUCGAAUUGGAGCAGUUGAUUAAGGACCAGCAAGACAAGAUCUGUGCGGUGAAGGCCAACAUCCUGAAAAAUGAGGAGAAGAUCCAGAAGAUGGUCUACAGCAUCAACAUUAGCUCACGGAGAUGAAGGCCUGAAAGGACCCGGAGCCCUGCCCAUUUUAACACGAAAGGGAGGGAUGCGUGGAUGAGCGAAAGCUGGUCCUUUCACCUCUCACAGUUGGCGAAGAAAACCGUGCCAUCAGCCCACCGUGUGACCGAGCUUUCGAAAUGUCAAUUGUUGGCGGGUGGGAUGA
Messenger RNA from Gracilinanus agilis (Agile Gracile Mouse Opossum), 2088 nucleotides. It is a transcript of the gene IFT54, whose product is annotated as TRAF3 interacting protein 1. The record is from RefSeq and is a predicted model, not a curated record. Gene Ontology annotation, molecular function: microtubule binding. NCBI's taxonomy places the organism in Eukaryota, Metazoa, Chordata, Mammalia, Didelphimorphia, Didelphidae. Gene Ontology annotation, cellular component: intraciliary transport particle B; centrosome; ciliary basal body. Gene Ontology annotation, biological process: regulation of microtubule cytoskeleton organization; cilium assembly; intraciliary transport. The transcript is spliced from 15 exons. The coding region runs from base 6 to 1922 and encodes 638 amino acids.